Molecule: messenger RNA, 2393 nt
Organism: Salvia hispanica
Lineage: Eukaryota; Viridiplantae; Streptophyta; Magnoliopsida; Lamiales; Lamiaceae
Gene: CPSF73-I
Product: cleavage and polyadenylation specificity factor 73-I
Biological process (GO): mRNA 3'-end processing by stem-loop binding and cleavage
Cellular component (GO): mRNA cleavage and polyadenylation specificity factor complex
Molecular function (GO): RNA binding; 5'-3' RNA exonuclease activity; RNA endonuclease activity
Source: RefSeq, a predicted model, not a curated record
CUUAAAUCGAAAUUAAAACACUGUUCACUUCACUGGCCGCUUGGUUUUGAUUUUGGUUUUGGAGGAAGACACACAAAGGUGCAACGACCGAGCCGCCCUUCCGCGCUACCCUAACCGUUGUUUACGCGGAGCUGUGGGUGAAGUAAUGGCUUCAGCUUCAGCUGCGGCGCCAGCUUCGUCUCUGAAGAGAGCCAAUUCGACGACUUCCAGCGAAAGCGAUGAGCUCAUCAUUACGCCCCUAGGCGCCGGCAACGAAGUCGGCCGCUCCUGCGUUUACAUGUCCUUCAAGGGAAAAGUUGUUAUGUUCGACUGCGGCAUUCAUCCAGCUUUCUCCGGAAUGGCUGCGUUGCCUUACUUCGACGAGAUUGAUCCUUCUGCCAUUGAUCUUCUUCUCAUUACUCACUUUCACUUGGACCAUGCUGCUUCACUUCCAUAUUUUCUGGAAAGGACAACGUUUAAAGGACGGGUUUUUAUGACUCAUGCUACUAAAGCCAUAUACAAGUUGCUUCUAUCAGAUUAUGUUAAAGUUAGCAAGGUCUCAGUUGAAGAUAUGUUAUAUGAUGAGCAGGACAUUCUUCGCUCCAUGGAUAAAAUUGAGGUUAUUGACUUCCAUCAGACUCUGGAGGUUAACGGGAUCCGUUUCUGGUGUUAUACUGCUGGUCACGUUCUUGGUGCUGCCAUGUUUAUGGUUGAUAUAGCUGGUGUUCGUAUCCUCUACACUGGAGAUUAUUCUCGUGAAGAAGACCGUCAUCUUCGUGCUGCUGAGCUGCCCCAGUUCUCCCCAGACGUUUGCAUCAUUGAAUCAACUUAUGGUGUUCAGAGCCAUCAACCACGGCAUAUAAGGGAGAAACGUUUUACUGAUGUCAUCCAUUCAACAAUUUCUCGAGGUGGUCGUGUUCUUAUUCCUGCUUUUGCACUGGGCCGUGCUCAAGAACUACUACUGAUACUGGACGAGUAUUGGGAAAAUCACCGUGAUCUCCACAAUGUUCCCAUAUAUUAUGCUUCCCCACUUGCAAAAAGGUGCAUGGCAGUUUACCAGACCUACAUUAAUUCCAUGAAUGACAGGAUCCGGAAUCAAUUUGCAAGUUCGAAUCCCUUUGACUUUAAACACAUAUCUCCAUUAAAAAGUCUGGAUGAGUUUCGUGAUGUAGGACCAGCAGUUGUGAUGGCAAGUCCUGGUGGGCUUCAAAGUGGGUUGUCGAGGCAGCUGUUUGACAAAUGGUGCUCGGACAAGAGAAAUGCUUGUGUUCUACCUGGUUAUGUUGUUGAAGGGACACCGGCCAAGGCCAUUAUGAGUGAACCAAAGGAAGUUACACUCGCAAGUGGUUUGUCUGCUCCUCUGAACAUGUCAGUCCACUAUAUCUCCUUCUCAGCUCACGCAGAUUAUAAUCAAACAAGCACGUUUCUGAAAGAGCUCAUGCCUCCCAACAUUAUAUUGGUACACGGAGAAGCAAAUGAGAUGGGAAGGCUCAAACAGAAGCUCCUCUCGGUCUUUGCUGAUGGCAACACUAAAAUUAUUACUCCAAAGAACUGUCAGUCUGUAGAAAUGCACUUCAACUCUCAGAAGAUGGCAAAGACGAUUGGAAAGUUGGCGGAAAAGACACCAGCAGUUGGUGAAAUCCUCAGUGGUUUGCUUGUUAAGAAAGGUUUCACCUAUCAGAUAAUGGCUCCUGAUGAUCUUCAUGUCUUCUCUCAACUCUCCACUGGUAGCGUCAUCCAGCGGAUUACGAUCCCAUAUUCAGGUGCUUUUGCUGUUUUGAAACACAGGCUUAAUCUAAUUUAUGAAAGCGUGGAGGCCUCAACAGAUGAGGAAUCUGGGGUACCGACGCUGAAAGUCCAUGACAAGGUGACAGUGAAGCAGGAGACUGAGAAUCAUGUUUCACUACACUGGACAGCAGAUCCCAUCAGUGACAUGGUUUCGGACUCAGUUGUGGCUCUAGUACUGAAUGCUAGCCGAGAACUGCCAAAGCUCAUGGUUGAAUCUGAACAGGAAACGACUGAAGACGAACAAAGCAAGAAAGCGGACAAAAUCAUACACGCACUUCUUGUUUCCCUGUUUGGAGUUGUGAAAUACGAGAACGAGGGCAAGCUGUUGAUCAAUGUAGAUGGGACUAUAGCCCUUCUGGAGAAACAGAGUGGUGAAGUGGAAUGUGAGAAUGAAGGCCUUAAAGAACGAGUUAAGACAGCAUACCGGAGAAUCAUCAGCGCCAUAAAGCCGAUACCACCUCCCGGAUCUUAGGAUCUCAACCUGCCGCCUUGUGAGAAAGUUUGGUUGGAGAAAUCUAGACAAUUCUUGCUAAAACUUGUACUCUCUGCAUCACGCAAUGCAUAUAACUUGAUACACUGAAAAACCACUUUUUUUGCUUGUUAAAUUUUGUUCGCUGAUCUACUUA